Molecule: messenger RNA, 450 nt
Organism: Jaculus jaculus (lesser Egyptian jerboa)
Lineage: Eukaryota; Metazoa; Chordata; Mammalia; Rodentia; Dipodidae
Product: protein cornichon homolog 4-like
Exons: 3
Coding region: 1-450 (149 amino acids)
Biological process (GO): endoplasmic reticulum to Golgi vesicle-mediated transport
Cellular component (GO): endoplasmic reticulum membrane; COPII-coated ER to Golgi transport vesicle
Source: RefSeq, a predicted model, not a curated record
AUGUGGACCAAUCCUGAGCUGAAAAGAGCACAGGUCAAUAGAUGGACCUCCAUUUACAUGAACGCAUUUGAGACUUAUUGCUUCCCGUGGGACCACAACUCCCGGCAUGCAGCCCACGUGGGCAGCGUGGCUCCCAGUGGAUUUGACAGGCAGAGUGGAGGCAGAGAGAGGAUAGAGGCGGCCGUGUUCUUCUUCUCUCUCCUCGACUGCUGCAUGUUCAUCUUCCUCUCGGCCUACUUCAUAAUUACAUUGUUUGAUUUAGAAUGUGAUUAUAUUAAUGCUAGAUCAUGUUGCUCAAAAUUAAGCAAGUGGGUAAUUCCAGAGUUGAUUGGCCAUACCAUUGUUACUGUGAUAAUGCUUGUUUCCUUGCCCUGGUUCAUCUUCCUUCUCAAUUUACCUGUUGCCACUUGGAAUAUAUAUUGUAUGAUUUUAGCUUUGAUAAAUGACUGA